AUGACCGAUAUUGACGAGAGUCAAGAAGUGGACACGGUUGACCUUAGUGGAUCUAGCCCAGAUCUGGGCGAAGACAGCAAUAUUCGGUUACAAGACGGUCUAGAUACACACGAUGGCAAACAAGAAGGAAAUCAGGACAAUCUGCAAGCUCUAGGAGUGAGACUGGUGGAGCAAGAUUCGCUCGAGAAACGAAUUGCCCAAAAGGCCGACAGAGCAAUGGUUGAACGGGACGUUGAGCUUGACCGUCGUAGAUUGAGGAGAACACAGGACCAACUGAACAAGUUUCUGACAAAGAGGCGGUCUUUGGAGACAAAGCUUGCUGACAGAAAUACUCGAAUUUCAGAGAAAACAACACUCAGGGAACAGAUACGACGUCUUGAACAGAAUGAUAUUGAGGUUUUGAAGACUGAACUGAAGGAAAUUCAAGCUCGAAUGGACCUGAAUGCUCAAGGCGACUCACAUAACCCAGAUUUGGACUCGUCAGCUCACCAACAACCGGACGAAAGCGAAAAAGAUUUUCUCGUACGAACGGGUAAGGUUACUGCAUUUGGAUCAAGUAAUGGGUUUUCUAUUGAGAAUGAAGUUGAUGGUCUUAAGAGCCAUCAAAAUUUGAGAGCUCCUGGUAUAGAGGAGGAGGAAGAAGAAGAAGAGGAUCCUGGAGUUGUGGCGAUUUCUGAUGACGACGAUGUUCAAAUCAAGAGUGAGGCAGAUAAAGACAAUGAAGAAGAAGAAUACGAAGCCGAAAAUGAUGCUGUUUACGUUGACGAGGAAGCAUCUGAACCGAUUGAGUCUGAUCUGGAAACUUCGGAUCUGGACGAAUUCACUGAGGACAAGUCUGUGAAAUCGCCUAAAUUUGAUAAUGUUGAUGAUGGUGAUGAGCUUGUAUACCAAAGCCGGCUUUCCAAAUGGGUCUCUAAGAGAUCGUCUCUGAGACUGAAGAACAACCCGAACUAUGUUGAUGACGAUAGACCAGAAUGGCUGAAACCGCACCCAACAGUUGCAGAUGCUGUUUUAAAUGAUGACUAUCGCCUUCCGGGUGACAUUCAUCCAGCAUUGUUUGAUUAUCAGAAAACCUGUGUGCAAUGGCUGUGGGAAUUAUACACUCAAAAGACAGGAGGAAUUGUGGGCGACGAAAUGGGACUCGGGAAAACCAUCCAGAUUAUUGCGUUUCUGGCUGGGCUUCAUUAUAGUGGAAAGCUCACUAAGCCUGCAAUUAUAGUGUGUCCCGCAACUGUUUUGAACCAAUGGAGUAACGAGUUCCACAGAUGGUGGCCUGCUUUUAGGGUGGUGAUACUACAUUCUAUUGGAUCUGGUCUCUCAGGGAAGGCCGGCGGCAGCGCAUCUGCCGAGGAUGAGGAACAAAUGCUAGAAAUGAUGAUGAUGGACCAGGAAUAUGAGGAUCCAGGAAUAAGGAAGUCUGCGGCCUCUAUGAAAACGGAGAUGCGGAUCCGCGAUCUCACUGAUAGAGUUUUCGAGAAGGGUCAUGUGAUUCUCACCACCUAUGCUGGCUUGCGCAUAUAUGCAAAGACGCUUCUCAAUCGUCAAUGGGGUUAUGCUGUUCUCGAUGAAGGCCACAAGAUCAGGAACCCCGAUAGCGAGGUUUCUCUAGUUUGCAAAAGACUGAGGACCUACAACAGGAUCAUCCUCUCUGGGACACCCAUCCAGAACAACCUGGUGGAGCUGUGGUCGUUGUUCGACUUUGUAUUUCCCGGAAGAUUGGGUACACUCCCUGUGUUUCAGCAGCAGUUUGCAGAUCCUAUCAACGUGGGUGGUUUUGCUAAUGCCACUAACGUACAAGUCCAGGCUGGCUACAAGUGUGCAGUUGUCCUUCGAGACCUUAUAUCUGCAUAUCUAUUGAGAAGAGUGAAGGCUGAUGUUGCGAAGGAUUUGCCCAAAAAGAACGAGAUGGUGUUGUUCUGCAAGCUCACGUCUUACCAGCGUGCUUUGUACGAGAGGUUUUUGAAAUCAGAGGAAAUGAUGAGCAUUUGGGGUAGAAAGAGGAACAUGCUGUUUGGAGUAGAUGUUUUGAGAAAGAUUUGCAAUUUUCCAGAUCUCGUGGAACCGAAUAUGCAGAAGAAACUUCAAGCCGAUACUACGAUAAAGUUUACUGAAAAGUCGGGAAAGCUCGCUGUGGUGAAAAUGCUGCUUGAACUGUGGAGAAAGGAAGGUCACAAGGCUUUGAUAUUCACCCAGACGAGACAGAUGUUGAAUGUGAUGGAGAGAUUCAUUUCGAGCCUGAACAAUGAGUGUACUGAUGGAAGUAAGCCCUUCAGAUAUCUCAGAAUGGAUGGUGCAACGUCCAUUGGAAACCGCCAAGAUCUGGUGGAUACCUUCAAUACUGAUCCUGAAUAUUCGGUUUUUCUUCUCACCACCAGAGUGGGUGGUUUAGGAGUCAAUUUAACUGGUGCCAAUAGAGUUAUCAUUUACGAUCCGGAUUGGAACCCAUCCACUGAUGUUCAAGCAAGAGAGCGUGCUUGGAGACUUGGACAAAAGAAGGACGUUUCCAUCUUUAGACUGAUGAUUGCAGGGUCAAUUGAAGAGAAAAUCUACCACAGACAGAUAUUCAAGCAGUUCCUUUCCAACAAGAUUUUGAAGGAUCCAAAACAGAAGAGGUUUUUCAAAAUGAAUGAUCUUCAUGAUCUUUUUUCUCUGGGUGAUACUGAUGGAAAGGGAACCGAAACUGGCGACAUGUUUGCAGGGUCUGAAAAGAGUUUUGGUAAAGAGUCUAAACGUUCUUCUCGCAAAAGAAAAAACUCAGGUUUGGAAGAAGUAUCCGGGAUUUCAGGUGUAUCAAAAGUGCAAAAAUUCAAAGAGGAGGACGAGGAAAAGCCCAAAGAGUCAACUGAAGGUGAUUCCAAAGGGGACUCCUCAAUCAUGGCAGAUCUCUUUAGCGAAACCGGUAUCCAUUCGGCUUUGCAGCAUGAUGCCAUCAUGGAGUCUUCUCAUGAACAGAUACUAGUGGAUCGGGAAUCGUCUCAAAUAGCCGAAAGGGCAAAACAGGCGUUAAGGGAAUCGAGGAUUGAAACUAGAAGAGCUGGAAUAGGGAAACCAACAUGGACUGGUAGGUCUGGAGAGGCUGGAAAAUAUGAACCCAAACAGCUUGGUCGCAGAACCACUGGUGGUCGCAAAACUAAACCCAAAACUGUAUCUGCAAAAUCUACACCAUCGUCUGCGAGAUCGUCUGUUUCCCCUCCAGUUGAUCAGAGAUCAACAUCGAUUUUCUCCAGAAGAAGUGCUCCGUUGUCGUCAUCUUCAAUUUUGGCAAGCAUGAGAAGACAGAAGGAGCUUGACGAGAUGAAUAAGCAAAAGAGAUAG
Kuraishia capsulata CBS 1993 is the source of this 3315-nucleotide messenger RNA. RefSeq lists its product as uncharacterized. Gene Ontology annotation, cellular component: nucleus. The transcript has a single exon. Gene Ontology annotation, biological process: transcription-coupled nucleotide-excision repair. Gene Ontology annotation, molecular function: ATP binding; ATP-dependent chromatin remodeler activity. Bases 1 to 3315 code for a protein of 1104 amino acids. The record is from RefSeq and is a predicted model, not a curated record. NCBI's taxonomy places the organism in Eukaryota, Fungi, Ascomycota, Pichiomycetes, Pichiales, Pichiaceae.